This is a messenger RNA of Zeugodacus cucurbitae (melon fly), 445 nucleotides long. RefSeq lists its product as uncharacterized. Bases 223 to 372 code for a protein of 49 amino acids. NCBI's taxonomy places the organism in Eukaryota, Metazoa, Arthropoda, Insecta, Diptera, Tephritidae. The record is from RefSeq and is a predicted model, not a curated record. The transcript has 2 exons.
UAAAUUAGGCAGCUCAGCACUGCUACCGAACAGUUCGUUGAACAAAGUAAAUGCGUAAAGAUCGUUUAAAACCCUAAGCGCCUGAAGAGAGAAAAAUCUCAAUUUCUGAGAUUGAACAAGCAAAAGCAGUUUAAUACAAAACACAAAUUCACAAAUUGUUAAAAAAAAACAAGUUAACAUUGGAACAUUUUCGAAACCGAUGUCAAACAAACUUGUGUGUCAAUGAAUAACCGCGCAGACACCAAAGCGAAGCUUCUUAACAACCUAAGUCUUUCCAAACAUCUAUCAUCUAAACAAGGUGGCUCACGUACCACCAACUGCGGCAAUCGUCUGGAAUUUGCCUUACUAACGCUCCUACAAAACGUUCCUUGAAUCACACGCCCACUACCACAACCCCACUGACUAAGCAUUAAGUUCCACCGACUAAGCUCUAAUCACCCCCGGC